UCAACCCCAUCCCAUAUUUUGCCCAGUGUUUUGGACACAAGAUGCACGUAGACCAGUAUGAAAAGCUGUGCAUGUUUGGAGUAACAUGUGCUAGCGAUUGAUGGAUACAGCAGCAAGGUUGUGGGCUGGAGAAGCAUGCCGGUAAAAAACAACCUUCUGAUAUAUGAUAAUGUGUACAGGCCUGCUGUACUGGAGUAUGGAAUGUGGGAUCAAGUUCGUGUAGACCAUGGGACCGAGUUCUUUUUGACCUUAUAUAUGCAAGAGAAGAACAACGACUUGCGAGUUAAUUGUAGCCGACAGCCGUACAUCCAAACAAAAUCUACAAGAAAUCAUAAGAUUGAGCGCAUGUGGCCGGAAGUCAAUCAGAGAGUAAACUAUCCCAUCAAAGGCGCCCCAGUGGAGUUAACCGACGCAGAAAAGUUGGACAUCGAUGAUUCCCUGGUGAAGUUUUGUGUGUCCACCCUCUGCCUACAACUAUGUGAAGUUGGUGUGGACAGGGAAGUAACCUCUUGGAAUGCUCAUCGUAUACCAGCCCAUUUCCUAACGUAUCGGGAUCGACAACUGCCUCGCGGAAGACGAAGGAUCGAGCUCAUCAGGAGGAUCGGCAUCUGCCUUCGGGAGACCUCGGAGGGUCGUCUGGAGCCUAGGAAACCCCCUUUCUUGAGAAACUCCAUUUCCCUUAAGGGAAUCCCUUCCCUUAAGGAAACCCCCUUUCUUGAGGAACCCAUUUCUAAGGUAUCCGGAAUGACAACUGCCUCGCGGGAGACGAAGGGUCGAGCUCAUCAGGAGGAUCGGCAUCUGCCUUCGGGAGACCUCGGAGGGUCGUCUGGAGCCUAG
This is a messenger RNA of Patiria miniata (bat star), 837 nucleotides long. RefSeq lists its product as uncharacterized. Bases 136 to 837 code for a protein of 233 amino acids. The record is from RefSeq and is a predicted model, not a curated record. The transcript is spliced from 4 exons. NCBI's taxonomy places the organism in Eukaryota, Metazoa, Echinodermata, Asteroidea, Valvatida, Asterinidae.